Molecule: messenger RNA, 6194 nt
Organism: Stylophora pistillata
Lineage: Eukaryota; Metazoa; Cnidaria; Anthozoa; Scleractinia; Pocilloporidae
Product: protein mono-ADP-ribosyltransferase PARP14
Biological process (GO): protein poly-ADP-ribosylation; negative regulation of gene expression
Cellular component (GO): cytoplasm; nucleus
Molecular function (GO): NAD+ poly-ADP-ribosyltransferase activity; RNA binding; transcription corepressor activity
Source: RefSeq, a predicted model, not a curated record
AGUGGCACAACAUGUUGUCAAGCACGACAAGCAUAUCCUUAACGGUGCUACACUUGAUGUCAGUCUCGAGUUACUUGAGGAUGCUGAAAGUACAAGCAAAACCAUCAAGAUAACUGGCCUUGCUGCAAAGACUACAGAAGACUCGAUUUCCAACUACUUUGAAAAUGAGAGGCGUUCUGGGGGUGGAGAGGUAGAAGUCGUGGAUUACCGACCUGAAGAAAAUAUAGCUUUCGUGACAUUCAAAGAUGAUGAUGCCGUGAAACGUGUGUUAGAACAUGGUAAGCACAUCCUUGAUGGAGCCACACUGGAUCUCACGCCCAUCAACACAGCAACUGACUCGCUCGACGAAGUAAAAAUACAAGAAUCGCGAGUAAUAGAGGUUACUGGACUUGCUGCGCAAACAACUGAAGACGCAAUUUUGAACUUUUUUGAAAACGAGCGGCGUACUGGGGGGGGAGAGAUAGAAAGUGUCGCUUACACUCCUGACCGAGGAAUUGCUUUUAUCACCUUCGCCACAGUCGAAACUGCGAAAAGGGUCCUGGGACACGGUAAGCAUACCCUUGAUGGAGCCACACUGACUGUUACAGGACAUAACACUGCAGUUGAACCAUGCAAAGAGGAAAAAAGUCAACAGUCACGUACCAUUGAGGUGACUGGACUUGCUGCGACAACGACCAAAGACGCUAUUUGGAAUUUCUUCGAGAACAAGCGGCGUUCUGGAGGAGGAGAAAUAGAAAUUGUUGAUUUUGAUUCAGACCAAGCAACGGCUGUCAUUACCUUUACUACGGCCGAAAGUGCUCUUGGAGUCAUCAGUAAGGGAAGUCUUACUUACGAUGGAGCGAAUCUCACGAUUACCCUCAAACAACCCCCACGGAAACUACCUAUGGACACAAGACGACUCUUUGUUAAAGGCCUUAGCGAUAAAACUACCUCAGACGCUCUUCAAUCUUACAUGGAAGUAGUAAGUGGAGUGGAUGUCCUGACUGCUGAGUUGGGAGGUGAAGCAUGUGCAAUAGUUACCUUCGAUGAAUACUAUGAUUACGAAGCUGUUACAAAGAAAAUCUCCAGGAAGCCACUGGAAGGCAAAACUCCGGUGGUAGAGCAACUUCCAGUUUGUCACUGUGUGCAAGUAUCAGGUUUCAACAAAGAAAAAACCACUAAGGAUACCGUGCGCUACUACUUCGAAAGUCCAAAGAACAAAGGUGGUGAUGUAAGCAGCGUGGAGCUCAAUCUAAAAGAAGGAUGGGCGUUGGUUUACUUCGAAGACCCAAAAGUUGUUCUCAACGUCGUGGCGAAAAGUCACUUCCUUAGUGGUGCAGAGUUGGAUGUCAGGCCUCAUUACUCGUUGCUUGGGAAACCUCAGCCAGUCAAAGCUGAUAUUGAACUGGUCCAAAAUAUCGCUGUCGACGGAAUGAAAAUGCAGUUCAUUUUGGAACACUGCAAAGUUGAUUUGACAGAGGUUCAGAACAGCUACGAUGUUCAGAUGACCUGGGAUGAAAGCACCCACAGCGUCACGGUCACGCCCAAAGAUAAGGCCUCAGGAGACAAGCACAGCUUUGAUGAAGCAUGUGAGGCUAUUGCUUCUUUUAUUGCUGACUUUGUUAAAAGUUCUACGCGUGUACCUCCGCAGGCUUGGAAUCAUGUUGUCGACCACUUCAAGAAAACUAAAAGUCCGGCACAGGAAAAUCUAAGAGUGGAUUGUAUCCCUGAGCAGCACGCCUUUCUUCUAAUUGGGAAGAAGCAAGACGUCGAGGAUGUUACUGAAGAAUUAGAAGGAAUGAUAGAAGAGAUUGACAAAAGGCUGAAGAGAGAGGCAUCAAAAAUAGAAAGAACAGUCGUUAUUCCAUAUACGCGUCUGCAGUUUUUGAAACAUCUCGAAUUUGCCAAGGAACUGGAAAGUCAACACGAAGAAGUUGAAGUCACCAUUCUCCCUGAAAAGGGAGUGGUUCAAAUUCGAGGUCCUCCUGAAACCAUCCAUAAGGUUACAGCAGCGAUUUGGGAAGCAGUUGCUAAAAUGAAAGACGUGAAGCUGAACCUGCCACGGAAUCAUCUCGCCCUACUGAGGAGCACGCCCUGUCAGGCAUUCAUAAGAGAUAUGUUCACAGCCAACAAUUUACAAGCCAUAAUAGCCUCUGACGAGAAAGAGGGAAAUCUAUUUGUCCUGGGGACGGAAAGUGACAUUACAGAGAAAGCUCUCGAUCUAGUGAAAACUUUGAUAGUUGAAGAAUGCGUCGACCUGGACGAAGACCAAGUUCAGCUAGAGAAAAGCGAAAAGUGGCAUCUGUUAAGAGAAGAGAUGAGAGAAAAACGCAUUAUAACACUGUCAUUUGAUGAAAGCAAUAAGAAGAUAUGUCUCUUGGGCGUAAAAGAGGAUGUUUCGGAUGUUGUUAAGGCUGUCAAUCGUUUCCUUGAAGAAAAUACCAUUAUAAGCAGCGUUGUGACACUUCCAAAAGGCUGUCGCCGAUUUCUUGUAAAAUACCGCGAACAGGAACUUCGACAAAUACAAGAGGAACUAAAAGAGUAUUCCACGCGAAUAAAGAGUUUGGUUGAUGAAGAUGAAAAGGAUUUGAUUGUUUCAGGUACGACCUGUGGAGUUGACAAAGCUACGGAGCUGAUUCAAGAUCUGGCAUCUAAAGUUCAAAGUCAAAAGAUGCUUGUCAGCAAGCCUGGGAUGCGUAAAGUGCUUGAUCGAGGCAAAGGCCAAAAAUUACUAGCCAUGUUGGAGAAUGAAAAUGAAUGUGUAAUUGAAUACUGUAAACUACGCAAAGCGGGUGCAAAGGAAGUUAAAGAAGUAAAGAAAGCAGAAAAGAAGAAGGAGAGUUUGUGCGACCUUCUUACUCCGGAUGGAAAAAGAAUUCUGGUUUUCAAAGACAACAUAUGCAAUCGCAACGUCAAUGUGAUUGUGAAUGCUGCUAAUUCAAAGCUUCAGCACGUGGGUGGUGUCUCAAAAGCAAUUUAUGAGAGGGCGGGAGAGGCGUUCAGGGCAGAGUGUGAUCGCUUUAUCGUUGACGCCGGACCACUUUUGGAUGGCCAAGUGGCUGUAACGUCUGCCGGAAAAUUACCCUUUCAAAAAGUAAUUCAUGCUGUGGGGCCACAAUGGGAGAAAAAGGCAGCACAGGAAAAAUCAAUGGGGAAAAUUCCAAUACAGGAGAAGAAGUUAAGCUAUGCAUUAAAAAAUGCCCUGGAUGUUGCAAAGAGCUAUAACUCGGUAGCCAUUCCUGCCAUCGGCACAGGCGUCUUUGAAUUUCCACGCGAACUGUGCGCCCACUUUAUGGUAGAAUCUGUGCUGGCUUUUUUCCGAGAAAACCCGAGUUGUUUCCUAUCCGAGGUCCAGUUUACCAGUACCGAUGAAAGUGUGGUAAAGGCUUUUGCAAAAGAGAUGGAUUCCAGAUUUCUUAACGAUCCCAAUUAUCAAUCGUCCUUAGACCCAAAAAGGAAGGAAAAAGAUACAAAAGAAAAAGGCAGAGCCACAUCAAUCCCAGAUAUGUCCCCGGCAAUAGUUUCUUCCAAUACCGCUCCAAAUGUUAUCAAGACACCAGAAGGCUUAGAAUUGGUUCUUGUCAUUGGUGACAUGUAUUGUGAAAAGGUUGAUGUUAUCGUUAACUCCACGUCAUCGGACCUCAAUCUUAGUGCAAACGCAAGUGCUAUGGCCCUGAGUGCCGCUGCAGGCCCCAGGCUACAACAAGAGUGUAACACGAUUGGUAAAGUAGAUACCGGAGAGAUUGUGGUAACAAGCGGAGCAAAUCUAGCGUGUAAGCACGUUUUCCACACUUCAUGCGCUGGAUGGGAGAACGGAGCGGGCGAAAAGGUACUGCGAGAUAUCAUAAAGAAAUGUCUCGAAGAAGCUCAAAAGAGGAGUCUCUCAACUAUUUCCAUCCCUGCAAUUGGGACUGGUAACCUCAAUUUUCCCCGUGAUUGCGUGGCUGCAGCUUCCUUUGACGAAGCUGUUGUCUUCAGUAAGAAAAAUCCAAGCACCUCUUUGAAGGCAGUCCAUUUAGUCGUGUAUGAUAAAGAUUUGCAAUCAUUGCAAGCCUUCCAGACCGAACUACAAAAAAGAGGUGGGGUAGGCCCACCUCCACCGCAGCCACCAGCAGGAACAGUGGAUCCGAAACAUGGAAAGAAGAAACGUCGAGGUUGGCGCGGUGGUAACACCAAACGAUCUGAUUUAGAUACCCCUGAUGACGUUGGCGAUACCUUGGAAGAAGAGCCCAUGAUGUUAAAUCCCUUACAACCUGAAAUAAUGAUUGGCAAUGUAGUCGUUCAAGCUGAGACUGGUAACAUCACGAAAGAAGCAACCGAUGCAAUCGCGACAUUGUCAAACAGCGAGCUGGAUGUUGCACUAGGGGGUGGUGUGGGAAAGGCUAUCCUAGCUGCUGGAGGACCAACUAUUCAAACAGAAUGCUCAUCUAUGGGGUCCCAGAAGCCAGGCUCUGUUGUAGUUUCUGGAGCCGGAAAGCUACAAGUUGGAAAAAUCUACCACAUGGUUCCAGAUUACGGCACGAGCAUGCAUUCCAUCACUGACUGCAUUUUAGAGUGUUUGCGAAAAGCUGAGUCGGAUGGAUUGACCUCGAUUUCAUUCCCAGCCGUUGGAACAGGGAACAUAAAUAAAGAUGCAAAAGAGGCUGCAGAGGGGAUGAUGUCUGCUAUUUUCAAAUUUGCUCGAGAGGAACCUGUAUCCAUUGCUCUUGUUCGUAUUGUAAUCUAUCAGCCUCAUAUGUUAACUGUUUUCCAAACUGCAAUGGAAGCGAGCUUGUCUUCUGAAAAAGGUGGAACCGGUUUUCUCUCAAAGCUUGCUGGAUGGUUUGGAUUUGGACGAAUUACCUCAGCGUCUUCACAUUCUAUGUCAUCUAUGCGCAUUUUUCAAGGAAAAGGAAAGCCUUUCAGCUACAUAGAAAUCUUUGCAGGCACAAAGCAAGACAUCGACGCAGUCAUCAAGAAAAUAGAAAAGGAUGUGGCCGAUCACUGCACACAGAAAGUAAUUGAACGUGAAGCCAUAUGUAAUCUUUCAAAGGAGCAAACACAACAAAUUAAGAAAUUGGAAGCUGAAUACGACGUCACUGUUAACCUGGAGCAGAGCAUUGGUCGUAUAUCUGUAAGAGGUGAUGCAGAAGACGUUCUUGAUGUAGCCACCACAAUUUACGACGUACUCAACCAGAAGAUUGAGGAAGAGCACACGAAAGGUGUUGGUGAGCUCCUUUCGAAAAAUGUACAGUGGUUCUCAUAUGGCAGCGAUGGUGAUGAAACCCCAGAGCCCUAUGAGCCCAGCAUUAAUUUCCAGAUUGAAGAAGCCUUUCGUGAGGGCAAAGAUUCCCUUAUUGUAUUAAUUGAUGAAGCAAAAUGCAAGAUUGCGUUCAAAGACAUGACGGAAACCUGCCUUGACGAUGGAGAAGUGAGAGUCGUUGUUCGAAAGGAGAUUGGGAAAGGUGUUCCAUUACCCUUGGAGUGGGAUGUGCACCCAAAGGAUGGCUCUGGAAAAGAGAAAGAAGUACAUCUAGUGUUAUUAGACCCUAACGCGAGCGAGUACAAAAAGGUAGCAGACGAAGUACGCAAGACGUCUCCUGUUAACAUUAUCAAGAUCGAAAGGGUGCAAAACCCUGUCCUAUACCGGCAGUACAUGGUCAGAAGGGACCAGAUGGAGCAUAAAAAUGGUGGCAAUGAAAAACAACUCUUCCAUGGAACGGCGGCAAGCAGUUGCCCCACCCUCAGCAAAUUCGGUUUCAACAGAAGCUAUUGUGGCAAAAAUGCCACUGUGUACGGAAAUGGUGUUUACUUUGCUCGAGACGCUUCCUAUUCCACUCAAAAGACGUAUUCUCCACCCGAUGCAACUGGAAACCGUCACAUAUAUCUUGCACGCGUCCUUGCCGGUGAAUACACGACCGGACGACAGGGAAUGAUAACUCCGCCUCCCAAGGGGAGUGACGCUACAGAUGCUUAUGACAGUGUUGUGGAUAACCCCACAAAUCCGACUAUAUUUGUUGUGUUCUACGAUAACCAGUGUUAUCCAGAUUAUCUUAUAACUUUUAGAUGAGAAAGCAAAAGUUAUUAGGAAACUUUCAAUAACCAGUAAUAUUGCUCCAUUUCAUUAUGGGGGGGGGGAAGUGAAUGUUUUUCUUGAUUUUUAGUGCUUCCAUGGGAGAACCAGGCAAGAGGUUUUUAAAACUCAAAUAACCGAUUUAGCCCAAACUUAGAAAAAA